Molecule: messenger RNA, 1828 nt
Organism: Geodia barretti
Lineage: Eukaryota; Metazoa; Porifera; Demospongiae; Tetractinellida; Geodiidae
Source: the annotation of a GenBank genome assembly
CUGCCGUCCGUAUAUUCCGCGUGUUGUGCGACGUCGUCAACGAGCGAGAUGGCUAGCAGUGUGGUCGUAUCGGCUCCAGGGAAGGUUAUCCUUCAUGGAGAACAUGCUGUGGUAUACGGAAAGGCAGCUCUUGCUACAAGCGUGGAUCUGCGAUGCUACGUGGUGUUGAAACAAGUGGAGGAUGCGACCAUAACUCUGGACCUGCCUGAUUUCGAUCACCAUGUUCAGUGGAGUCUAUUGACCAUCAGCAGUCUACACACCCUACAAACUGCGACUGAGAUGACAGAGUUGAAAGAGCUGGCAGGUGUUACGUCAGAGUCUCCUGCCACCCAGAACACAGCAACACUGGUCUUUCUCUACCUCCUCACCCACAUUUGCAGAGAGAAACUGGCGUGAGCUCAGUCUCUAUUUCCGUCCACGUUCAGUGGUGUCUUGAGGUUCUCAUUUAGGGGUGUAAUUUUGCAACAAAUAUUCUUGCGUCCACACAACAAUUCACCUCUGCUUUUACAACUGCUUUUGCCACUACAUCUGCACACUUACUUCAUGCAGCUCUAUAUAUAAAGCAUGUGAAGUUGCUUGCACACUGGUAAAAUCAUACAAUCUUGUCUGACGGCAUGUGUUGGUUGUUACAGGGAGUUUCCUGGACUCAGUGCUACAGUUAUCUCCACUCUCCCUGCGAGUGCCGGACUAGGCUCAUCCGCCGCUUUCUCCGUGUCCCUCGCAGCUGGGUUCCUCUCUCUGAUUGGGGAGGUCUCCCCCAAUCAGCGGCUUAACAAACCGCUACAACAGCAGGCAACAGUGGAGAGUGAGAGAGGGAGUGCGAAGGUUGGAUUGCCAAUGUCGGUAAUGCAGAGACUGGAUAAACUGGGGAUCGGUGUUUCUGGGUCUGUGUGUACUGGUUGGAGUGCUAGUGAGAUGGAGGUCAUCAAUGAGUGGGGACUGAAGGCUGAGAAAUUAAUCCACGGGACGCCCCUCUGGGAUUGAUAACUCCGUCAGCACAUUUGGAGGUGCUAUUCGGUUUUGUUCAGGACAGAUCAAUCGCAUACAGAGAAUGCCAAAAGUGAGGAUCUUGCUCGUCAACACAAAGGUUUCUCGAAGCACGAAAAAGAUGGUGGCUGGAGUCAGAGAACUCCGCGACAAAUAUCCCAGUGUUGUUGGGCCCAUACUGGACUCAGUGGAGGCUAUUGUAGAGAAGGCCGAGUAUCUCCUCCACCAGUUAGCCCAAGUCUCUCACACCCAACCACAGCCAAACACAGACACCAUACACGCAGGCUUGCAGGACCUGUGCCAGGUGAACCAGUGCCUACUGAAUGCUCUGGGAGUGGGCCACCGGGCUCUGGACCAGGUGUGUGCGGUGGCUCGAGAGAGAGGUCUGGCCGCCAAACUGACUGGAGCUGGUGGAGGUGGCUGUGCCUUCAUCCUCCUACCACCCGAUUACCCGUGGGAAAAGCUGGAAGAAGUGGUGGAAGCCCUAUCAAAAGCCGGGUUUGAAAGUUGGGAGACUACCAUCGGUUCAGCAGGAGUCACAGCACACAACUUUGUAUCAACAUAAGGACACACCUCUAGCUAUAGAUUUGAAGAUGCGUUUUUUUAUCAGAGUUUUUAUAGUUGUGCGGCUGCCAUGGCAGCACCCAAGGGAGCGUCUGCGUCCUUCUUGAGGACGAGAGGCAACUCAAAGACUCGUUGGAUGUGCUCUUGAAACACGGAGUAGCUCUGUACCAGCUUCCCACUGACCAGCACCCUCUCCACCUGAUGAUAUUCCAGGAGGUGAGGUGAGAUCAUAUCACGAAGGUUUUCCACGAGUCCCCUGACAAUUGCACUCCCCACA